ACGGGGGUUGGGAUGGUGGGAGGGCGGGGCGGGAGGUGAAGGGUGAGGCGCGUGGUGGCUUGGGCGGGUGCGGGGAGGUGGUUGAGGGGACGACGGGUUUGCCCGGGAGGGCAGCGAUGGCAUCAAGAUACGCCUGGGCGCGCCCACACUUAUUGCAGGCAGCCCGGGCUGUCUUGAUGUUGUUGACAAUGCCCGUACGCCACGCAGCUCCCAGUCUACGCCACUUGUUGAGCACUCUGUCGUUUUCAAGAGUCAUGGCAAUUGUGCUUCUCUGCAGCUCCUUGACCAUGAGUGCUGAGACUUCAAGGGAUGCUGGCUCCUUUGCCCGUAUAGAGACUGGAGCAAGUCAACAUUGUGUCAGACCUUUGAUCCUCUUGCAGACACGGACAUUUACAGAGGACCAUAGCAGCUGAAGCGCUCGGUUUCUGAGUAGAGAACUGCCCGCCCUAAGUCGCUCUCAUCGUCAUCCUCGUCCAAUGUGGAUGCCCUCAUCACCUCCACAUCCUCAGCUUCAUCACUGUCAUCAUCGUUGCUGUCGUUGUUGCGAGCCUUGGGUGCGACGACGUUGAGGUGGGGAGGUGGGACGGGAGACCGG
Molecule: messenger RNA, 595 nt
Organism: Fimicolochytrium jonesii
Lineage: Eukaryota; Fungi; Chytridiomycota; Chytridiomycetes; Spizellomycetales; Powellomycetaceae
Exons: 1
Coding region: 117-413 (98 amino acids)
Source: RefSeq, a predicted model, not a curated record